Messenger RNA from Microthlaspi erraticum, 1566 nucleotides. NCBI's taxonomy places the organism in Eukaryota, Viridiplantae, Streptophyta, Magnoliopsida, Brassicales, Brassicaceae. The record is from the annotation of a GenBank genome assembly.
AUGGCAGGAGGAUCUUUCGUAGGAGAGAGUGGCCAUGGAGGAGGCUCCUACGAAGGCCGUGUAACCGCUUUUGUCGUGAUCACAUGCAUGUUGGCUGCAUUUGGCGGUCUCCUCUUCGGUUACGAUAUCGGUAUCUCAGGAGGAGUGACAUCAAUGGAUGAGUUUCUAACGAAAUUCUUCCCGGACGUGCUUCGCGAAAUGCAAAACAAAACAAGGCGUGAAACAGAGUACUGCAAAUACGACAACGAGCUCCUCACUCUCUUCACCUCCUCUCUCUACCUCGCCGCUCUCUUCUCCUCUUUCCUCGCUUCAUCCAUUACACGCCUCUUCGGCCGGAAACGCUCCAUGACGAUCGGAGCUCUCGCUUUCCUCACCGGAGCUCUUCUCAACGGUUUCGCUACCAACCUCGAGAUGUUAAUCAUCGGAAGGUUGCUUCUCGGUUUAGGCGUCGGAUUCGCUAACCAAUCUGUUCCUCUUUACCUCUCUGAGAUGGCUCCAGCCAACAUCAGAGGAGCUCUCAACAUUUGUUUCCAGCUAGCAAUCACCAUUGGCAUCUUAUCCGCGAAUCUUGUAAACUACGCAACCGUAAAGCUCGACAACGGCAUCGGAUGGAGAUUAUCUCUCGGUAUCGCCGGAGUUCCUGCUGUUAUCAUGCUCGUGGGAUCUUGUUUAUUACCGGAGACGCCGAACUCGAUCCUCGAACGUGGAGACAAAGAGGAAGCUAAAGCGAUGCUGCAGAGGAUCAGAGGAACAAUGGAUGUCGAGCAUGAGUUUACGGAUCUUUGCGCAGCGACUGAGGUCGCUAAGAGAGUUAAGCGUCCGUGGAUGAACAUAUUUCAAGAUCGGUAUAGACCGCAGCUCACGUUCUGCACUUUUAUCCCGUUCUUCCAGCAGCUGAGCGGGAUCAAUGUCAUCAUGUUCUAUGCGCCUGUCUUGUUUAAGACCAUCGGUUUUGACGCUGCUUUGAUCUCCGCAGUCAUCACCGGUCUUGUCAAUUUCCUCGCCACCAUCGUCUCCAUCUACUCAGUUGACAGAUUCGGACGCAGAGCUCUGUUUUUCGCAGGCGGUGCCCAGAUGAUGUUGACUCAGAUUGCGGUUGGUUCGAUGCUUGGAUGGAAGUUUGGAUUGAAAGGGGAAGGAGAGUUGUCACGGAUUGAUGCGGAUAUAAUCUUGGCGUUGAUAUGUCUCUAUGUGGCCGGUUUUGCUUGGUCAUGGGGACCGUUGGGAUGGUUAGUGCCGAGUGAGAUAUGUCCGUUGGAAGUUAGAUCGGCGGGACAAUCGUUGAACGUUUCGGUGAACAUGUUCUUCACGUUCAUAAUCGGACAGUUCUUCUUGACGAUGCUUUGCCACGUGAAGUUUGGUCUGUUCUACUUCUUUGCCGUCAUGGUCUUGAUCAUGACGAUUUUCAUCUACUUCUUGUUGCCGGAGACGAGAGGAGUUCCGAUUGAAGAGAUGGGGAGAGUGUGGAAGGAUCAUAGAUUCUGGGGGAAGUAUGCUCGUGAUGUUGAUGGUGAUGAUGAUGAUGCUGCUGAUAUUUGUAUUUUUAGUAGUUCAAGAACUUGUUAA